AUGACCAGUAUAACUGUAAAUAGAAUUCAAAUAUAUGAUAGAGAGUUUAAUCUAAUUUUAAAACUUGCUCCAAAUUUAAAGGAUUUAGGUAUUCCUAAUUGUAGAAUAGUCGACUUAGAUGGUACAGGUCCAAUCCUAGGAGGUUCCUGGACUCCCUUAAGGUCUUAUCCCGACAACAGUAAUAUUGAUUGUUCAUUUAACAAGUACAAUUCAAAUGAAAUUUAUUCAGAGUAUAAUAUUGUACACCAUCUCAGUAAUUCUGUUCGCUUAAAUAGCCUUAGGUUAAAUCAUGGUACUAGAAUAUUAUAA
Macrosiphum euphorbiae (potato aphid) is the source of this 309-nucleotide messenger RNA. The record is from the annotation of a GenBank genome assembly. NCBI's taxonomy places the organism in Eukaryota, Metazoa, Arthropoda, Insecta, Hemiptera, Aphididae.